This is a messenger RNA of Saprolegnia parasitica CBS 223.65, 1311 nucleotides long. RefSeq lists its product as hypothetical. The transcript is spliced from 4 exons. Lineage: Eukaryota; Oomycota; Saprolegniomycetes; Saprolegniales; Saprolegniaceae. The record is from RefSeq and is a predicted model, not a curated record. The coding region runs from base 1 to 1311 and encodes 436 amino acids. Gene Ontology annotation, cellular component: membrane. Gene Ontology annotation, molecular function: amino acid transmembrane transporter activity. Gene Ontology annotation, biological process: amino acid transport; transmembrane transport.
AUGUCCAGCGUGCUCUACUCGUCUGGUAUCGUCGCCUUGAAGGCCGGCAAAUUGGCGCCCAUUUGCAUGGCCAUGGUGUCGGUCGUCCUCUACAUGUACCGCUUCAUCUACGAAGAAGUGGUCACGGCGAUUCCCAUGAACGGCGGGUCGUACAACUGCCUCUUGAACACGACCUCGAAGCGCGUCGCGGCCGUCGCGGCUGUGCUGAGUACGCUCGCGUACACGGCGACGGCGGUCGUGUCCGGGACGUCGGCGUGCUACUACCUGCAGUUUGUGUUGCAGGCCAACGCCAACACGGUGCUCGCCAACUUGGCCGAGAUCACGGCUGGCAACUGGCUGGUCUGGAUCGUCUGCAUCGAUGCGUUUGUCGUCUUGUCUGGUGCCGUCUUGACGUCGUACGUUGGCAUCACGGGUCUCCACCGCCGUCUUGCGUCCGACCGCGUCAUGCCGGCGUUCUUUGCGGCCGAGAACAAGUGGCGCGGCACCAACCACUGGAUCAUUCUCGCCUUCUUCCUCCUCACGUCGUCGCUCGUCUUGCUUUUGAACGGCGACAAUGUCAUCCUCGGCGGUGUCUACACGUACUCGUUCCUCUCGCUCAUGUUUCUCUUUGCGAUGGGCUGCAUGAUGCUCAAGAUCAAGCGCCAAGACAUUCCGCGCGACGUCCACGCGCCGUGGUGGGCGUGCAUCUCGGGCGCGACGCUGAUUGCGGUCGGGUACUUUGGCAUCCUCCUCGGCGACCCGUCCGUGAUUGCCUACUUCUUCUACUACGCACUCGGCGUCGCGGUCGUCGUCUUUGGCAUGCUCUGGCGCGUCACGAUCUUGCGCUGCCUCAUCUUUGUUCUCAACUUCUGUGGCCCGUACGAGGCGGUUGUCGUCGCGCACGAUCCUCGCUUCUUUGAACGCGAGCACAAGCGCGUCUCGCUUCUCGUGCGAACGCUCAAGGCCAUCAAGGAGCAGCCAUUUGUCUUUUUUAUCAAGUCGCCCAACCUUACAUUGGUCAACAAGGUUAUUCUGUAUGUCCGUGCCAACGAAAUGACCGAGACGCUGCGAUUCGUGCACGUCUACCCCGAAGUCACGAUGGCAUCAGCCGACACGAUUCAAGCGCUUGCUGACGUCGUGGCUCUCUUUGACAGGAUCUACCCCAAGCUGCGAACGGACUUUGUCUCGGUCAAAGGGCCUUUUGAGCCGGCAACGAUCGAGUGGCUCAGUACAUACUGGCACAUGCCCACCAACAUGAUGUUCAUCAAGCAGCCGACCAAUACGACAGUGCACAGAGUGUCGUGUUGCGGUGUCCGCGUCAUUACGGGCUAG